AUGGUUCGCGAACUCAAGCAUCACGAGAAGAAACUUCUCCGGAAGGUCGACUUUCACACGUACAAAUCCGAUGGCAACCACCGCGAGCACACCAUCCGCCAACGGUACCUUCUCCAAGAUCCCAUGGACUACCGCAAAUACAAUGCUCUCUGCGGUUCCCUUCGCUCGCUGGCCCACAAGCUCUCUCAGCUCGACCCAGACUCCGACCCUGUUCGCAAGAAGAUGGAAUCAGAAAUGCUGGAUAAAUUGUGGCGCAUGGGUAUUUUGAAGCAGUCGCGCGAACAGGGUGCGGGAUUGUCCAAAGUCGAGCGCGAGGUUACGGUCUCUGCAUUUUGCCGACGCAGAUUGGCCGUUUUGAUGGUUCGCACUGGCAUGGUCGAAACUAUCAAGGCUGCGGCCACGUUCAUCGAGCAGGGGCACAUUCGUGUCGGAACUGAGGUUGUCACCGACCCAGCAUUCCUGGUGUCGCGGAACAUGGAAGACUUCCUCACAUGGGUCGACUCUAGCAAGAUCAAGCGCAACAUUAUGCGCUACCAGCAGAAGCUGGAUGACUUUGAUCUCCUGUGA
Messenger RNA from Penicillium maclennaniae, 567 nucleotides. Its product is annotated as snoRNA-binding rRNA-processing protein IMP3. The transcript has 2 exons. The record is from RefSeq and is a predicted model, not a curated record. Gene Ontology annotation, biological process: rRNA processing. The coding region runs from base 1 to 567 and encodes 188 amino acids. Gene Ontology annotation, molecular function: rRNA binding; structural constituent of ribosome; snoRNA binding. Lineage: Eukaryota; Fungi; Ascomycota; Eurotiomycetes; Eurotiales; Aspergillaceae. Gene Ontology annotation, cellular component: small-subunit processome; Mpp10 complex; small ribosomal subunit.